AUGGAUCUUACAACCCUAUUUUACAAUCUUCGAGAAGAAGUGUCUUGUUCAGUGUGCUCGGACUUAUUUACGGAUCCUAAACAUCUCUCCUGUCUGCACAGUUUCUGCUUAAAGUGUCUGAAUCGAUGGUACGAAACGUGCGGCGGCGGACAGGCCAUUAAAUGCCCGAAGUGUCAAACCCUAAGCAGAGUACCUGCAAGCGGUGAUCUAAAAGAUUUUCCGACAAGCUUUUAUUUGAACGGCUUGAUCGAUGUUCUAGCUAUAAAAGAAUGCAAAAGCACUCAAGUUACAUGUGGAAACUGCGACAAGAAGAGUUCAGAAGCUUCGUAUUGUUUCCAGUGUUGCAUAUUUUAUUGCGAGCAAUGCCUGGUUGGUCACAAUAUGAUGCGAGACAGAAAGGAACACCGCGUAUUGGCAGUGAAAGAGUUCCAAGACAAGGACUACGAGGAUGUAUUGAAGCGACCAGUGUUUUGUUCAAAGGAACGACACCAGAAAGAAGAACUCAAAUACUACUGCAAAGAAUGCGAGACGGCUCUUUGCCAAACUUGCGUCACUUUGAAUCACGGAGGUCAUGAUUUGAGAUUAAUCGAAGAAGAAGCCGAAAACAAAACAAUCGAAAUAAAAUCUAUCCUUCAAUCGCAGAGAGAAGAGUUAGAUGCAAAACUAAACGUAAUUGUUCAACUAGACGAAGACUGUGCUAAAGUGAUUCAACAAAGUGAAAUCGCCAGGAGAGAUGUCCAAAGGUUUGCUGAUGCCUUGAUCAAAACAAUUCAAGCAAAAAUGCAAAAUAUUAUUACCGCUGUGGAAAACCAAACGAAGAAGUCACUCGAAAGUUUAAAAGCAAAAAGAAGUGCGAUUCAGCAACAGAUAAAUGCCGCCGAAUCAUCACUGAUUAAAGCUGACAAACUUCUAAAACGAAGUACCACCGCGGAAGUUGUUCAACUUAAAAAAUCACUACAAACAAUCUUUCAUGGAUUGAAUCAAACCGAGCCUCUUGUUUAUGACCCCAGUAGUCUAAAAACGUUUGGUUUCGUGGAAAAUCAGAAGAUGCUUGAUGUCGUCAACGAGGAAGACAUUGGAUUCUUGAAAGAACCUUCUCAAACAAAAGCAAGUGAAUCACUGGCUGAAGGUGAUGGACUGAAAGAAGGAAUUGUAGCGCGUAAAGCUCAAUUCAAUUUGAUCACAAGAAGCGCAGGGAGAAAGCAGUGGUAUGAUGAGAGGGACCGUGUCAUGGUAGAGAUCAAGAACGAACAAGAACGAGAAUGCGUGACCCAAGUGAAAAUAGAUGAUAACAAAAAUGGAAUCUACAAAAUCACUUAUUUUCCUAUAGUUCAGAGGACAUUCAAAUUAUUAGUUAAGGUAAACGGGAAACAUAUUUCUUGUAGUCCUUUUACUGUGAUUUUAAAACCAUUUCAAGUCAAACCUGUUUUAUCUUUUGGAAACAAAGGCUCGGGUGAAGGAAUGUUUAAGUAUCCUUAUGGGGUGGCAGUGAAUGAUGGGGACGAAAUAGUAGUAGCUGACUAUGCGAACCAUCGGGUUCAAGUGUUUGACAGUAAUGGUACUUUCUUAAGAUCCUUUGGUCGUAGAGGUCAAAAUGCUGGAGAGUUCAACUGCCCUAUUGGAAUAGCCAUUGAUAAGGAUAGACAAAUUUUCGUAGCAGACCUUCAUAACCACAGAAUACAGAUCUUUAGCUGGGAGGGGAGGCACCUGGGUUCAUUUGGUGGCAAAGGAAGCCUUGAUAGUCAGCUCUCUGGCCCUCGGGGUUUAUCCUUAGAUAGUACUGGUAAUGUUAUCGUUGCUGAUGCAGGUGACAAACUGAUUAAGAUCUUUACCCCGGAUGGUAGGUUGGUAAUGAAGAUAGGUGGGCAGGGUUCCUUAAAUGGUCCUGUUCACUGUGUUGAGUGUGGUGAAUAUUUCAUAGUGUCAGACAGAGAUGAACACUGUAUCAAAGUAUUUAACAUGGAGGGGCAUUUUCAGUACAAGUUUGGUAAGAAGGGGGAGGGGGAUGGGGAGUUUAAUUAUCCACGUUUUCUGUCGGUGACUCAGUCAAAGCACCUGUUGGUUUGUGAUGAGGAUAAUCAUAGAAUACAAGUCUUUGAACUAGAUGGGAAGUUUGUCGGAAAAUUUGGAACAAAUGGCAGCAAAUUAGGAGAAUUCAAUUAUCCAUUCUCAGUAGCUGUUCUAAGUAAUGACCAAAUUGUUGUGUGCGACAAAAACAAUCAUCGAAUUCAGAUAUUUCAAUGA
Porites lobata is the source of this 2244-nucleotide messenger RNA. Lineage: Eukaryota; Metazoa; Cnidaria; Anthozoa; Scleractinia; Poritidae. The record is from the annotation of a GenBank genome assembly.